Messenger RNA from Ailuropoda melanoleuca (giant panda), 2376 nucleotides. RefSeq names its product methylenetetrahydrofolate dehydrogenase (NADP+ dependent) 2 like (gene MTHFD2L). Lineage: Eukaryota; Metazoa; Chordata; Mammalia; Carnivora; Ursidae. Gene Ontology annotation, biological process: tetrahydrofolate interconversion. The transcript has 8 exons. Gene Ontology annotation, molecular function: methylenetetrahydrofolate dehydrogenase (NAD+) activity; methylenetetrahydrofolate dehydrogenase (NADP+) activity; methenyltetrahydrofolate cyclohydrolase activity. The coding region runs from base 135 to 1175 and encodes 346 amino acids. The record is from RefSeq and is a predicted model, not a curated record. Gene Ontology annotation, cellular component: mitochondrion.
AUGGCGCCGGAAGCCCGCUGCCGGAGCGACCGGCUCUCCGGCCGGGCCGGGUGGGGGCGGAGCCCAGUGUGCAGCUGCGAGGACGGCAGCGGCGGGAGGCGGAGCCUCCGUCCGGAAGCCGGCGAUUCGCAGCCAUGGCCUCCCCGGCCCGCGGCUUCUCCGUCCUUGGUGGCCGUCUGAGCCGCCUGCCGGCUCAGGGCGGGAGCGCCGUGCUGUCGGGGGUGCCGGUAGCAGCCAGGCGCGUGUUCCGGGGCUUUCGGAGCAGCGGCGUGAGACAUGAUGCCAUUGUUAUCUCAGGAACUGAAAUGGCCAAACAAAUCCAGAAAGAAAUACAGAGAGGUGUGGAAUCAUGGAUUUCCCUCGGAAACAGAAGACCUUACCUCAGUAUCAUUUUAGUGGGCGAUGACCCAGCCAGUCAUACGUAUGUCCGGAAGAAGAUCAGAGCCGCCUCUGCUGUAGGGAUCUGUAGUGAGAUCAUUCUAAAACCUAAGGAUGUUUCUCAGGAAGAACUUUUGGACAUAACUGAUCAAUUGAAUAUGGACCCAAGAGUCAGUGGUAUAUUAGUUCAGUUACCACUGCCAGACCAUGUGGAUGAGCGAGCUGUAUGUAAUGGAAUUGCCCCUGAAAAAGAUGUAGAUGGAUUUCAUAUUAUCAAUAUUGGAAGACUGUGCCUUGAUCAGCAUUCUCUCAUACCUGCCACUGCCAGUGCUGUUUGGGAAAUAAUCAAGAGAACAGGAAUUGAAACAUUUGGGAAAAAUGUGGUUGUAGCUGGAAGAUCCAAGAAUGUAGGGAUGCCCAUUGCCAUGCUUUUACACACUGAUGGAGAGCACGAACGGCCGGGAGGUGAUGCAACGGUGACAAUAGCUCACAGAUACACUCCCAAAGAACAACUGAAGAUCCAUACUCAGCUGGCAGAUGUUAUCAUAGUCGCUGCCGGUAUUCCAAAGUUGAUUACCUCUGAUAUGGUUAAAGAAGGCGCUGCUGUAAUUGAUGUGGGUAUCAACUACGUCCAUGACCCAGUGACGGGAAAGACAAAACUGGUUGGAGAUGUGGACUUCGAAGCUGUUAAGAAGAAGGCUAGCUUUAUCACUCCGGUUCCUGGAGGUGUGGGACCCAUGACCGUGGCAAUGCUUCUGAAGAACACCCUUCUGGCAGCUAAAAAACUCAUUUACUAGAUCGCGUGAAAGAAUAAGGCAAAAUGAAGUCAUGCUAUUUAUUUAUUUGACAAAGGGCAAACACCUUUAUAUUUUACUACAAAGCUAUUUAUUUCUACAUUGUAUUUAUUUUUUCAUGGAUGGAAUCAUUGUGGAUCAGAUGACUCAUACAACUUGAUGCAUUUCCUGCUGAUGGAUUUUGAGUUUUAGGGGAAAAAAAGAAACAACAAACAAUUCCAGUGAAAACUUUGCUAACCGUGGUUUAUUUUGUGAAUGUUUGUUCAUAAUAUUCAACAACAAAGGGCUCAUAAUAAAUGAAUAUAUUUUUGACACAAAUAUCACACACAGUAUGUUUUCAAUAAAUGUCUUGUCAGCCAAAUGCGUGACCUUGUAAAAAAAUAAUUUAGAUUUUGACAUAAGUGGGCUCAAUUUUUAUAUAUUUUGUGUUUAUCAUAUGCUGAAAAAGAGCUUACUUGCUAAAAGAAAGUAAAAUCUUGAUCUCAUGUAUCUAGCAAAUGGAUCCUACAAGCCAUCUUAAAGAGAAAUGAUACUCUAUUCAAGGAAAGAAAAGUAAACAAAAAUGGCAAAAAAAUGCAGUGCUGCUUAGAAAGGUAAUGAUCAUUUCAAAUUGUGAAUGACUACUUGCCAUAGUAAAAAUGUAAUAAGAAUAUGUUAGGUUUACAUGUAAUUUCUUUCUUUUUCUAGGAAAAUAUUUGGAUAAUACCUUCCUUGAGGAAUAAUGGAAAAUCCAAAACCAAACAUACAAAAUAAAACUGUGAUUGUGUUUUAUCACAAAUAUUAGAAAAAUACAGUAUGAGCGAGGACUUCAUUAAAGAAUGAAUGUCGGGUUUAUUCACAGAUUGGGAAAUUAAUAGGAAAAUAAGACACUUACAAUGUGCCGAAGCUAAACCUUAGGCUAGAACUAAAAAUCUACUGCUUUGUGGCCCACAGGUCUUCCCUCUUCUGUUAUGGCAAUUGGUUCUCAGAGUAGAUGUCCUAUUUCUAACACAAUUUAAAUUAGGAAAUACACAGGAAUGUCAGUUGAAGGCUAUUUCGGCACCACCCUAAGCACGCACUUGUAUUGUUUUCACGCCCAAUCCCCAUGUGUGUUUAUGUACCAACAAUGAUCCUUGCCCAGUGCAUGUCUUUAUCAGUGUGUGUAACUGAUCAAUUGUGUGCAAGUGACUAGAUACUUAUGAUUAAUCAUAUUUCAACUGUAUAA